Molecule: messenger RNA, 3010 nt
Organism: Cladophialophora immunda
Lineage: Eukaryota; Fungi; Ascomycota; Eurotiomycetes; Chaetothyriales; Herpotrichiellaceae
Exons: 2
Coding region: 1-2712 (903 amino acids)
Source: RefSeq, a predicted model, not a curated record
AUGGAAGCUAAGAUUGUGUCCAAAUUUCGUCGUCGACCUCCUCCGCUGCAAAUAGCAAGUGGUGGUGAAGCUGCAACUUUGUCAACAGGUCUGGCUCCAGCAACGUCAAGGUCGGGACUCGGAGGCCUCUUGACUCCCAAGACUCCCACCGACCGACGUAAACAUUCACUUCUGGGAGUUGAUAUCAAGGGCGGUACUUCACCGUUAACAUCACGGUACAUCCCUGCCGCACCCUCGACACCGGGCUGUACCCUGCCAGAGACACCCGCCAGCCCGACAUCGCUUUAUUCACCAACAGCGGCAGAGUUACCAGGUUCACUUCUGUUAGCAAGCCAAGGAUACCCGCAAACAAACCCGAUAUCACCUCCGCCGUCUCUUCGAUUGCUUCGCAGAAACACCGAGGAAUCCACCAUAAGUUCUGUGCCAACUAUCUCAACCUCCGCGUCUACCGAUGACGCGACAAUGGAAACUCUGCGAAAUCUGACCACCCCCUUAAGAAAGCACGACCGAUCCGCUCAUAGCACAAUGCCUUCGUACACCAUCGGCAGCCGCGCCCCUGCAGAUCCACAAAUCACACAGCCCUUUGCUGCAAUGACCAUCGAGGAGUUGCUGGAGAAACUGCCCGAAUGCGACCAUGUGGCCGUAUCCCAGCAUUGGCUUCCUGCUAUGCGCGGUCAACUGCAGAAGAUGACGACUCUGCUCAACGAAGCAUGUAAUUUGAAGCUUGAGUCAAGCGUCAACCAGGUAACCCUGAGCAGUGCACUCAAAUCUUUCUCCGACCACCUACGCUUGAUCACUGCCGAGUACCGCAAAAUCGUCGAGUCCGCCGAAUCGCUUGCUGAGCGUGAUACCAAGGCCUCUUGCGAACAACUGAAUGAGCUUGAAGGACAGGUAGAAGAAGCUUUGGAGAGAAUGGCGGCGAAAGACAAGGAAAUUGAAGACAAAGACCGAAGAAUCUCAGAACUUCGAAAUACAGUUCACGAAGUCACGCGCCUUUUGGGUACGUUCAUUCAAAACAACAUCCCCACUUGGGUCGAUACCAUGCGCGAGCCUAGGACCCUGCAAGUUCUUCGAAUAAUAUCGGACUACACGCGCGACGAGCCUCACGGAUCUGUCGAUUAUGUUCGCGUUGCCGAGGACACUCUGGAUAAAUAUGUUGGAAAUCUGCGCGAAGCGCGCAAUUUCAUCCGAGAAUAUCGCAAGGUAUUGCAUGGUCAGGGAGCCAUGAUCAGAGAUCAAUCCAAAAACCUCGAUGCACACGUGGACAGAUACAACAAAGCAGUCAGACUCGUACAGGAAAAGGAUCACGAACUAUUGCUUCUUGUACAACAAAACGAUGAUCUGAGCAGACAAUUACAGGAAUGUCGAGUCAUAAUAGCUGAGAGCCGGCAGCAGCGUACGGAUUCGGAGAAGAUGGUUCGAAGAUACGAAGAGCUGCAAGGCACCAUGAUCAGCUUGCAGACGAGGCACACACUAGAACUCGAUCAACGCGAUGCCGAGAUAUCAAACCUCCGUCAAAAGCUGGGUAGUGCCCGCGAGGAAGUUUUCGCCCGUCGGGAGGAUGUCAAGAACGUCAUCUCCCAGGCUCACGCAAUGCUACAAGCGUCUACCGACUCGGCUCCGGUAGCUGCUAAGAACAGCAACGCCUCCAAGGCCUUGAGGUUCUUCGGAAUGGAGAGAGACAAAGAAAAAUACAGGAAAGGCACGAUACCCACGAGCUACAGCAUGAUCGGAUUUCCCUCAUCGGAUUCGAGGUUUUCAUCCAAGGAGGUGGCGCCCACCGUCGACCGGGCCGCACUUCGCCACCGACCUUCUCUGCAGACACAUACAAAUCCACGAGCACUAACGACCCCGAGCACACCCAUUGACGGCUCUCAAGUCUCGAUCGAGUCCGUCAUGACGGCACCGAUCGUCAGACCACGGUCCGACUCACUUGGUGCAACACAACGUUACGGUGCUCUGACUGCAUCUCCCAUGGAUACCGACAAGUCGCUUCCUGACCCACCAGCGUAUCUGAGACCUCAUCUCCCGGCGGCUCGAGUUGCCGAAAUGGCUCAGUCAGUCGAGAGCCCGCUUGCCGCACAGAUCACAUCGGAUUACUUCAAGAACGGAAUCAUGGGACAAACCGCAGCACGACGUGUGCUCAGCAAAAUCACCGAAGUUUCCGAUCUCCACUCUUCUCCGGAUAGUGGCGUCCAGACGGAGCGAGUCCUGGAUGAAAACAAAUCGGAUCACAGCGUCGCCAGCAGUGAUCGUGAAGUUUACCGCAAAAGCAUCUGUGCAUUGGAUAUGUUAAACUCCUCGAGCGGACUACCCUACAGCGAGACGGAAACCGACAUUGAACGAAUCAUCCGUGGUGGAAGGCCGAGAACUCCACCAGAACCCAACUACUUUGAGCCCUACCAAGCCUACGAAGCCAACAACAACGGAGGAAGACAGCGGCAGCAAGACGAGUAUGAUGAAGAACAAAUCCACACGGGCGUGGCACGUGUCCUCCACCUACGACCUGGGACACGGGACCUCAGAGGAGCAAGCACAAGAUCAAGUGAAUCAGAACAUUAUGGCUAUGAGAGUGAUUCCGGGCGGGAAAGGAGACGCGACCGACUCAGGGAAAGCAUGGUGAGCAACGAAUCGGGCUAUCGCACCGAAGACUCGGAACCAAAGACCGUUGCCCAGCUGUAUCAUCAGGGGAGACGACAUAUUCGUGGUUGAUGAUCAACUGAAGUUAUUGACAGAAACGCAAGUGCUUGAGGAUGACUUUAUGCGCCAUGCCAUACGAUUAACAUUGGGGAAGGGGGAUUGUGGCAGAGUAUGAGUGCUGAUCCGGCCAUGGUUCUAGCGGACUGAGAGAUAUGAAACGUCGCAAUGAGUGCUGAAGAUCGAGGAGAACGGUGGACAUGACAUUGAUGAGGGCUGGGUCGAGGUUUGCAGCCACUCUGUGAGUAGUUUCUCGGAUAGCAAGCAUUGAGCAGGUAGCGAAGCUGCCUCGCCGUGAAGCAGGACUAGAACA